Messenger RNA from Tauraco erythrolophus (red-crested turaco), 5126 nucleotides. NCBI's taxonomy places the organism in Eukaryota, Metazoa, Chordata, Aves, Musophagiformes, Musophagidae. The record is from RefSeq and is a predicted model, not a curated record.
CAGUUGUCACAGAGAAGAAUAAUCUCCAUCAGCCCAGUGGUCAUCAGGGAUAUGAACUCUCCUGUUUUUAUCUAGAUGGAUGAAAAGGUUAACCACCCAGAAGGGGAGCUCCUUUGUUUUUCAAGAUGGCAGCAACUAGUGGCGAAAGCCAGCUGCAGCGGAUUAUCAGAGACUUGCAAGAUGCUGUGACAGAAUUAAGUAAAGAAUUUAAAGAAGGAGGGGAACCAAUCACAGAUGACAGCGUCAACUUGCAAAAAUUCUCCUACAAGCUUGAGUACCUUCUACAGUUUGACCAGAAGGAAAAAAACACAUUGCUGGGGAACAGAAAAGACUACUGGGAUUAUUUCUGUGACUGUCUGGCAAAAGUCAAAGGAGCUAAUGAUGGAAUCCGCUUUGUCAAGUCUAUUACGGAACUACGAACAUCUCUUGGAAAAGGAAGAGCAUUUCUUCGUUACUCCCUGGUUCACCAAAGGCUAGCAGACACCUUGCAGCAAUGUUUUAUGAACACCAGGGUGACCAGUGACUGGUACUAUGCAAGAAGUCCAUUUCUGAAUUCCAAAAUGAGUUCUGACAUUGUGGGUCAACUCUAUGAGCUCACUGAUGUUCAAUUUGACUUGGCAUCAAGAGGCUAUGAUUUAGAUGCUGCUUGGCCAGCAUUUGCCAGGAGGACAUUGUCUUCGCUUGGAUCUUCAGCAUAUUUAUGGAAGCCCCCAAGUCGCAGUUCCAGCAUGAGCAGUUUAGUGAGCAAUUAUUUGCAGGCCCAAGAGUUUCCCUCCAGUCCUGAUGCAAAUAGCUCACUAAAUGUUGAACACCUUGAGGGCUUUGAAGAGAUGCGUGUAGAACUUGACCAGGCUGAGCUGAGGCAGAGGGAACUUCAAGAUCGUAUUCACCAGUUAGAAGUGGAAAACCAGGAGCUCCAGGCAGCUGUCAGCCUUCAGAAAGAACAAGUGCAGGUAGAAAAGGAGAAGAACAAUAACUACAGCGAGGAGAACUCUCGGCUGGCAAAGAUGAUCACACAGUUACAGAAGCAGUGUGAGGUCUCGCACUCCACUCAGAGCACUGUUCAUGACCUGCAGAAGUGCCUGCAGUCACUGAAACUGAAUGCAGUGGAGCAGCAGAAGGAGUAUUCAACACAGCUGGAGCAGCUGGUGACCAGCAAGGAAGACUGUGCCUUGAAACUGCAGGUGUUGAAUCAGGAGCUGGAGGCCUCUAGGGCUUUGGUUGCUAUGAAGGAUCUUUGCAUUGAUGAACUCAAAGCCAAGCUGAGUUCCACAGAGCAGAAGAACCUCAAUCUCCUUGCAAAAAUUGAUGUUGCCUUGGAGGAAAAGGGACAGCAAGCCACAGCCCACUGUGACUCUGCCCUACAGAUACGGGUACUGUUAGAGAAGCUUCAGGAGACAGAAAAGGAAAAGGCAGAUAUGCAAAGACUCAGUGACGAACAUGCAUCUCAGCUGAAAUCAGCAAGGGAGGAGCUGCAUCUGAAAGAAGAGGCGCAGAAGGAACUGGAAUCCAGAUACAAUCGCCUCACUGCUGACUCCAAAGAAGAGAGUGAAAAGCUGCUUGGGCGCCUGGAAACCAUGACAAAGGAAAUGGAUGCACUUCAGAAGGCCCUGACCCUGAAAGAAAAGGAGAUGGCUGAGCUCCAGACCCAGGUAAUGGGGUCUCUGGCUCACAUGGGUUCACUGGAAAAAAGUCUUGAGGAAGCAAGGAAAGAAAAAGAGAAACUUGAGGAGGAGUAUGGUAGGAGGGAAGGAGCACUGAAGCAGGAAGCCCAAUCGCAAGCCGAGCAACUUGAACUACAGGAGGGUCACUUAACAAAGGUGAGUCAGACUGUGCAUAGCCUUGAGGAGAAAAACCGGAAACUCUUGUCGGAGAAAGAGCAUCUCAGCCAGAAAGUCAAGGAGCUGGAGGAGCAGAUGGAGCAGCAAAACUCUGCAGUGAGCCAAAUGGGUGAGGAGAGCAGUAAGCUGAAAGCAGAGAAUGAGAAUUUACAGCAGUCCAAGAAGAAGAUGGAAGAGAAGCUGAACAAUGUGGAAGCUUCUAAAUCUUCCCUGGAAGCUGAGGUGGCCAGGCUGAGAGCCUCUGAGAAACAGCUUCAGAGUGAGAUAGAUGAUGCCCUGGUGUCAGUUGAUGAAAAAGAGAAGAAGCUCCGGGGCGAGAACAAACAACUGGAUGAAGACUUGCAGAAUGCCAGGAGGCAAAACCAAAUUCUGGAGGAGAGAUUAGAGGCUCUGCACUCAGACUAUGAAGAACUAAAGCAAAGAGAAGAGGCUACCAAGGAAUCUUAUGCCUCACUUGAAAGACAGCUGAAUAGUGCCAAACAGCAUAGUUUACAAAUGGAAAAAAGCUUAGGCACCUUGAAGGAAAGCAAAGAGUCUCUCCAGUCACAGCUCACAGAGAAGGAAGUAGAACUGCAAGGCAUGGAGAGCCAAUGUGAGCAGCUAAGAGCAGAAGCUGAAAGACAUAGGAAGAAAGCAGAGACUCUUGAGGUAGAGAAGCUCAGUGUUGAAAAGACAUGCCUUCAUCAGACAAAACUUAUUGAAUCCCUCACAUCAGAAAAAGAAUCAGUGGAAAAACACCAACUACAGCAGGCGGCUUCUCUGGAGAAGGAGGCAAAAGAGCUGGCCUCCAGGCUGACUGUGAGUGAAGCGCAGUUGGAGGUCAACCGAGGUGAAGUGUUUAGGCUGCAAGCGGAAGUCCUUGAGCUGCGAGUCAAGCUUCGGCAGACCACUGAUGAGGCAGAGCAGAUGAGAGGUGAGCUGGCAAUCACAGAGACUGUCUUGGGCGAGCAGAAGGCACUGGUCCAGCAGCUGAAAGAGCAAAGUGAGUCACUCAACAGAAACCAUGUGCAAGAACUGGUGCAAUGUAAAGAAAGAGAAGAAGUGCUGAAAAGAGAGCAGGAGACGGCAGCCCAUCAAAAAGCUGAGCUGGAAAAUAAUUUGUUGAACUUGAAGGAAGAGCUAUCCAAGCUUAAGCAAUACUUGGAAGUUGCUAGAAUGGAAAACGAAGACAACAAAGAUCUCCUCCACAGGACCAACACAGAUAUGGCUGAACUUGGUAUUCAGAUUUGUGCCUUAACCUCAGAAAAGGUGGAUGCAGAAGAGCAGUUAGCCCAGGCCACAGAAAGGCUCAAAGAACUAGAAGAAGAGGCAGCAGAGAAACAGGAGAAGCUGAAGCUUGACAUCUCUAAUCUCGGACAAGAGAACAAGAGCCUGCAAGAGAAAUUAGAGGAGGCUCAAAUAUAUGCUGCAGCUGUCCCAAGUCUGCAAUUGCAGCUGGAGACAGUAAAAAAACAGGCACAGAGUUUCCAAGAGACCAGCCAAGAAGAGCUGUCUGCAAUAAAAUUUCAAAUGAGCACAGAGAUUCUAAAUUAUCAGACAAAAUUCAAGGCUGUCAGUGAAGAGUGUGGUAAAGUAAGAGAGCAACUUGAGGAGCAGAAGCGACAACAGCAUGCUGCAGAGGAAGAGAUUGCAGAGUUACAAGCUGCAAACACGAGUUUGUCUAGAAAGCUGGAUGAAGCGAGAGAGCAGCUGUCCGAAUCAGAAUCUGCUCGGCUGCAGAAGGAAGAGGAGGUGACGUCUCUGAGAGAACUCUUGGAAAGGAUCCAAAAAGAAGCUGACGAAGCAAAAGAGAAGGUCCUAGAUUACAGUGAGAAGCUCAGCAAGGUGGCAGCAGAUAAAGAUAGCAGCGACCAGAAGUUAUUUGCUGAACUGGAUGACUUGACGAGAACAAAACAGUUCCUUGAAGAACGUUUGAUAGAACUUAUCAGAGAUAAGGAUGCUUUGUGGCAAAAAUCAGAUGCUCUGGAGUUCCAGCAGAAGCUCAGUGCAGAGCAAAGGUGGCAGGGGGACACAGAAGUUAAUCAUUGUCUGGACUGCCAGAGAGAGUUCUCCUGGAUGGUGCGCCGACACCACUGCAGAAUGUGUGGUCGCAUUUUCUGCUACUACUGCUGCAACAACUACAUGGUGACAAAGCCUGGUGGAAAAAAGGAGCGUUGCUGCAGAGCUUGCUUUAAUAAGCCUAGAGUCAUUGUGGACAGUACAGAUGACUCUGGGUCCAGUGCCAACCAGGAAGGAUCACCAGCAUCAUUGGAAUCACCUGUGUCAUCAGUUGCAAGUGAAGCCUCUAAACCACCAGAUGAUGCAGCGUUUGAUAUAAUCACUGAUGAGGAGCUGUGCCAAGUACAAGAAUCAGACUCUCUCCACAAUGAAAGUCAGAUGGAGGGAGAGUCUCUGGAUCAAAGCGUGACAGAUCUAAACAGCACGUGUAAUUCUUCAACUUUUGAUGAAUCAGAAGAGUGGCAAGUUGCUCAAGAUGCUGAAAUAUGCUUGUUGAAGUCAGGAGAAAUCAUGAUCAAGCUACCCCUUACAGUGGAAGAGAUCUUAAAUUUUGGGGAAAGUAACAGAGAGCUGUUCAUUAAAUCCAGCACCUACAGUAUCAUUCCCAUCACCGUUACAGAGACGGGGCUAACCAUUAGCUGGAUCUUUUCAUCAGACCCUAAAAGCAUAUCCUUCAGCGUUGUCUACCAAGAAUCAGAAGACACACCACUGGAUCAGUGCAAAGUUCUUAUUCCUAUGACCCGCUGUAACUCUCAUAAGGAAACUAUCAGAGGACAGGUCAAAGUCAGAAAUGCUGGAAUCUACACACUGAUAUUUGACAACACAUUCUCUAGGUUUAUCUCAAAAAGAGUGUUUUAUCACUUGGCUGUCGAGCGACCUGUCAUCUAUGAUGGAAGUGAUUUUCCAUAGCCUUGACUAUACUGUGUUAUUUUUAAUUAAAUUUUUAAGAAAUGCUGUUAUUUAUGUACAUGUAAGCAUUAUGAUUACCGCUGUGUUUGAAGACUUUGAAACUAUGCAAUAGUUAUAAUGCACUUAGAGAACACGCAUACACUAAAAAACGGAAGCAUUUUUAGGAACACUAAUGGUUCUGUACUGUGUACAGAUUGCUGAAAAGCCAUGUUGUUUGAUUUAACAGGUCAAUAAUAACCAAAUUUUUUCAGUGGGGAGAAAAAUAAGUGUGAAGGUGUCUAAAUGUAAACUGAAAUUCUUUACUGAAAAUUUAAUUACUUUUCUUCCAACAACGUCCUUCAAAAGGAAGUUUAAAGAAAAAUGCAUAUUUUUGUUGAC